Molecule: messenger RNA, 1272 nt
Organism: Camellia sinensis
Lineage: Eukaryota; Viridiplantae; Streptophyta; Magnoliopsida; Ericales; Theaceae
Source: RefSeq, a predicted model, not a curated record
UCAAAUAGAUAGACAAGAUAUAUCGGAAAAAUAAAAGAAAAAAUGGGUCGUGUUAAACUUCAAAUUAAGAGAAUAGAAAACAACACAAACCGGCAAGUUACUUUCUCCAAACGUAGAAAUGGACUCAUCAAGAAGGCUUAUGAAUUAUCGGUUCUUUGUGACAUUGAUAUAGCUCUCAUCAUGUUCUCUCCCUCUGGUCGUCUCAGUCAUUUCUCUGGCAAGCGAAGAAUUGAAGAUGCACUUAGCCGUUACGUGAAUCUCGCAGAUCACGACAGAGGAGGCAUUCUUCAAAAUAGAGAGUACUUGAUCAGCACCCUACACAAAAUAAAAAAUGAAGAUGACAUGGCCCUUGAAUUUGCCAGUCCAGCCGAACUUAACUUAAAUUUGGAGGAACUCCAACGAGAAAUCAACAAUUUGCAACAACAGCUCCAGAUGGCUGAGGAUCAACUAAGUAUAUUUGAGCCGUACGUAUUAGGGUUUACAUCUAUGGAGGAACUUGAGUCAUGUGAAAAGAACCUCUUGGAGUCAAUGAACCGUGUCAUGCAAAGAAAGAAAUAUUUAAUGGGCGAUCAUUUGUCCACAUUUGAUAUUCAGAUGAAUUCAAUGGGGCAGAUGUUCUUUGAUACACAAGAGGAGGGGAUGCCAACAGCCUCAUUCCAGAAUGAAUUAGUUUGUUGGCUGCCAGAGAAUAACAAUGGAGGAGACAAUCAAAACCAUAUUUUUGGUGCUUCUACUUCUGAUCAUUCUUGUAUUCGUCUAGGGAGCAAUUCGGCAGCAACAAUUUACAAUGAAAUACCGAAUAAUGCAUCAGCAGGGGGUGUAAAUGGGGAGGCAAACAGCAUCGGAAGUGGAGGUUACCCAAGUGAUGAUCACAACAGCCUUUCACACCAGUGGCACCAUGCCUCUACUUCAACUCAUGAUCUCUUCUCAUCACUCAUCCCACCAACCUCCUUCCCUCAAAAUGAUAUGGCGAGUCCAGACGUAGGAGCAGUGGAGCAACUUCAACAGGUAGAGGCCACGCAGAGCUGCCCGGGCCCCCCAGAGGCGGAGUUGGAGGUGGAGCUGCCAUCUAUUGUGCAGGAUGCAAAAUUUUGAGACAGAAAAAAUACUUCCUUAGCAGUCCAUACACAACCAGCCUUAUAAUGUAUAUUCAUGUAUACCAUGUCCAAGCAAAAACAUUUGUCAGCUAUCAUUUUGUUCAAUUUAUUAAGUCAUUUCUAAACCCCAUGAGCAAAUUUCCAACUGCAAUAAAAUUUUGAAUGAGAUCAUGGA